Molecule: messenger RNA, 2691 nt
Organism: Stegastes partitus (bicolor damselfish)
Lineage: Eukaryota; Metazoa; Chordata; Actinopteri; Pomacentridae
Gene: atg3
Product: autophagy related 3
Exons: 12
Coding region: 113-1060 (315 amino acids)
Biological process (GO): autophagosome assembly; glycophagy; nucleophagy
Cellular component (GO): phagophore assembly site; cytosol
Molecular function (GO): Atg8-family ligase activity
Source: RefSeq, a predicted model, not a curated record
AUUCGUAUCAUGUGAUUUGCUCUUGCUGGCUCUCUGAGCAGCUAUGUCAGAAUAAUUUUGACAGGACGGUUUGAGAAGAAGCUCUCGCUUUAUCCAGGAGGAAUUAUUGAAGAUGCAGAACGUGAUAAACACAGUGAAGGGCACCGCUCUGGGAGUGGCCGAGUUCCUCACUCCUGUGCUGAAGGAAUCGAAAUUCAAAGAGACUGGAGUCAUUACACCAGAAGAGUUUGUUGCAGCUGGAGAUCACCUGGUUCAUCACUGCCCCACAUGGAAAUGGGCCACUGGAGAAGAAGUGAAGGUGAAGCCAUAUUUGCCUCCGGAUAAACAGUUUCUCCUGACACGCAAUGUUCCAUGUUACAAGCGCUGUAAACAGAUGGAGUAUUCAGACGAGCUGGAAGCCAUCAUAGAGGAGGAUGAUGGAGACGGAGGCUGGGUGGACACUUACCACAACUCAGGUGUGUUAGGAGUCACAGAUGCUGUAAGGGAAAUUUCACUGGACAAUAGUAAGGACAAGAAUAUGAAUGCCACGUCUGCAGCGUGUUGUGAUGAUGAUGACGAGGAAGAUGAAGAUGGAGAAGCAGCAGAUAUGGAAGAAUAUGAGGAAAGUGGCCUGUUGGAAACAGAUGAGGCGACUCUGGACACCAGUAAAAUGGUAGAAACUAAAGCCAAAGCAGAACCUGGGAGUGAAGAUGCCAUCCUUCAGACUAGAACAUAUGACCUGUACAUCACAUAUGAUAAAUACUACCAGACCCCUCGACUCUGGCUGUUUGGAUAUGAUGAAGACAAGCAUCAGCUGACUGUAGAGCAGAUGUACGAGGACAUCAGCCAGGACCACGUGAAGAAGACGGUCACCAUUGAGAACCACCCCCACCUUCCUCCACCUGCCAUGUGCUCUGUCCACCCGUGCAGACAUGCUGAAGUGAUGAAAAAGAUCAUUGAGACUGUGGCGGAAGGAGGAGGAGAACUCGGAGUGCAUAUGUAUCUUCUGAUUUUCCUCAAGUUUGUGCAGGCUGUCAUUCCCACAAUAGAAUACGAUUACACAAGACACUUCACCAUGUAGCUUCAUCAUCUGCAGAUCAGAUAAGAGGAUCAUCAUCAGAUUCAUCUCUUUACGUUGAGCUAUGGCAUUAACAAUAAAACUUUCUUCAAAGUCCGACCAAUGUUAUUUCCAUCAGCAGCAGUUUGAGUCCUUUAUUUACUUUUGUGUUUUCACUCGUCACAGAGCAGGCUAGCAGUUUCCCCCUAGUUUCCGGUCUUGAUGCGAUGCUAGGCUAACCACACCCUGGACAUCUCUGUACUUUGCUCACAGAAGUGAAGCUGAUAUCCAUCCUCUCAUCUGACUGUGGGUAAAUCUGCAGACGAGGUUACGUCUCAAAAAAGUUGGACGAUACCUCUGAUGUUUCUUUACAGGUUUGACUUUGUGACCACAAUGUGGUGAGCUCUCGCUAAGCUCCUGUUAAGAUGCUGUGUUCAAACUCUGUUUCAGACAAGAAUUAAAUCUGGCUCAUCAAAGUGUCAGCCAUCCCGACAGCUCAGAAAACAGACUAUUCCAAGUGCAUACAGUAAAAUGUAUCAGAAAUUCAAACUGCCUCUGAUUUUGCAGCAGAAAAAAGCUGUAAGCACAACAUUGAUGCUUUCUAAAGUUACCUGUCAACAAUGUGGCAACCGCACAGCAACAGCAUUCACUUUGUUUGUGACGCCUCAUGAAUGUAAGCCCAAUAUUCACUCUCCUUUUAGCUUCGGUUUAAACGAACUCCUGACAAAAUAACUGUUUCUUUAGCUGCUAAAUGCUGCACUGUGUUCACCAGCUUGUGUUUAACUGUGUCUGUCUGCUGUUUGCUGCUGAGCAGGUGGCGCUAUUACAGCUUGUUCACUGCCUGCUGCAGUAAACACUGAGCUGAGAGUGAACCAGAACAGUGAGCGAGAUGGGCCUGCACUGCACAACUACUUCAUUGUACAACUACAAAUAAUAUUCAGAAGAAAAUGUGUCAAAUCUGUGGGUUUGGAAAGCCGCAUCAGUCGGCGCUUCUUGACUAUUAAUAUUGUUCACAUGCUUCACUGCAGUGGGUAUUAUUGCUUCCCUUCUAAUGCACUUUGCAGGAGUCAUUUCUGAACCUCAUUCUAAAUCAGCUUUUGAUGCCAUUUUGUCUUAAUGCUGCAGAAUCUGAAUGUGUUGAGGCCCCUUCACUCACCCGUCGUACUUAUGGUUGACUUGCAAGCUUUUUUGUGUGUUUCACUUCAACUUUGGACAGUUUCCCUUUUUUCCUGCAGCUUGUGUCAGAACCUUGAGAAUUUCUUUCAGUCUUGCUUUUCCAUGUGUAAUGUAAUGUGAAGGUUUGCUGCGACCUCCACUGUGCAGCAUUUUCACGAUUCUUUUGUCACAAACCUCUCGGUGUAACAAUAAAUCAGCAACAGAUUUCUCAGCUACGUUGUUUACACAACUAUGGAUUAUAAACUACAUUUGGCUCUUCACAGUAACACGUUUCUGACAGUACUUAAACAGUCAAAUAAAGCAUCUGCUACAGUAAUCUGCACUCUACUCUCCUUGUUGUCUGUUGGUUGGAUUAAAUAUUCACUCUGUACCUGUGCCUGUUGGUCCAGUCUUCUGAUGUAAAUUGCUUGGUGGCAACACUUGACCAUUUCAAAGUAAUGUACAUUUAUCAAUAAAGAGUUUCCCAAAUAUUACAAAUA